Messenger RNA from Ziziphus jujuba (common jujube), 3236 nucleotides. RefSeq names its product protein MLN51 homolog. Bases 481 to 2559 code for a protein of 692 amino acids. NCBI's taxonomy places the organism in Eukaryota, Viridiplantae, Streptophyta, Magnoliopsida, Rosales, Rhamnaceae. The transcript has 12 exons. Gene Ontology annotation, cellular component: exon-exon junction complex. Gene Ontology annotation, molecular function: mRNA binding. The record is from RefSeq and is a predicted model, not a curated record. Gene Ontology annotation, biological process: mRNA processing.
UUUUUUCUAAUUUCCAUUCGAAGUCCUUACUAUUCCAUAUGAUGACGAAGCACUCAAAAGCCCCAAAUGCCUCUCGCUAAAAAUCUAGGGUUUCGCGAGGACCACCCCUGGAUCUCCGUCCAGUAAAAAAAAAAACAAAAAAAGGGACCUAAUUUCUUGAAAUUUUGGUUUCUAGGGUUUUUGAUUUUGUAAAAUUUCUUAAUUUUGGCCGUUUGGUUCCCGUGAAAUUUGGGCUUUUAAGGAUUUUGAUUCUUUCUUUUUUGUUUGGUUAUUUUAUUUUUGUUCGAAUUAAAAUUCUUUCUUUGUGAAGAAGUUUUGUUUUCUAUAAAGCUUUAUAUUUGUGAAACUUUUGGCUUUUGGUGUUUUGUGUGGACAAAAUAUCGGGUUAUCAGUGAUUUUGGUUUUUGAUUCGUUGAGGUCUUUUUUUGGUCGAAUUAGGAAAGUUUUGAGAUUUAGGGUUUUGGUUUGUGUUUGGGAGGGAUGACGACAGUUGGUGAGGAAGAGGUAGACUAUGAGAGUGAUCCAGAGGAGGCGAAGCGAUCGCUAGCGAUGCGGAGGCGGGAAGCAAGCGACGAUGAGGAAGGUGAAAGAGAGGGGAGAGAGAAGUCGAAGGUCGAUCGCAGGGUUGGGAUUCACUCGGACGAAUCGGACGGUCAGGGCGGGGCCGCGGACUAUGAAGAUGACGAAGAAUUGGGAAUAGAGGAUGAAGAAGAGGAGGUGGAGGAGGAGGUUGAUGACGAAGAGGUUGAGGAAGGGGACGAGGAAGAGGAGGAAGCGUAUGAUGAGAGUGGCCGUGAAGCUGAGGCUGCCCUUGGCCCCAUUGGUGUUGAGAGUUCAGGGGUUGCAGUUCAUAAGGAAGGCGGGGGAGACGAGAGGAGGUCUGUGGAAGAGUCAGUGGAUGCGAAUGUGGGGGCUCAGGGCAAGGAAGAAGAGGAUAAAAAGGAGAAUGAGCCCUUUGCAGUGCCCACUGCCGGGGCGUUUUACAUGCACGAUGACCGGUUUAGGGAUAGCGCUGGUGGUAGGCACAGGCGAACACAUGGUGGAAGGAAGUUGUGGGAGUCUAAAGAUGACAGAAAGUGGGGGCAUGACAAGUUUGAAGAGAUAACUUUUCAGGAAAGACAUUAUGAAGAGGGAAGGAGAUCUUCGAAGGGUCAUUAUCGAGGUCGUGGUAGAAACCGAAUUGACCGUGGGUAUGGUAGAGGAAACAGGUCUAAAGUAUAUAACAAUAAUAAUAAUAACAUUAAUCAGAGCCAGGCUCCCAAGGGUGUGAGAGGGAAAGGGCCCAGAAGGUAUGAACCUGCUAUGAAGAACAGCAGCCAGACUUCUUCGGCGCAAAACAGACAAUCUGGGAAGUCUCUGGAGAAACCGUCGCAUGCCAACUCAGGGAGAGGUUUUACACCUGUAUCUAAUUCAGAAUCUAACCCAGCACCUACUAGGAAAAAUGUGUUUGCAUCAAGCUUGAAUUCAGCUUCACCUCCUUUUUACCCAUCGGGCUCUUCCACUAAGGAUAUCACACUGACCCAUAAGAGGGAUGUGCAAGCUGCAAGUACUAACAAGAAUGCCCGCCAAUCUGUUAUGGACGAGAGUUUUUCAGUGCCACAAACCAAUGCAUUGGUGAGAGGGAAGAAUAUAGCUGAGUCUGUCAACAUGGAUAAACUUCAUAUUGAUGAUUCCGUCAAUUCAGCGGCUGGGAAGACCUUGAAUAAUUUACAGAUGCCGCCUUCUGGACCAUCAUUAGUAAACACAAGUCAACCACCUCAAUCCAGGGCUCAGGGGAGGGUUGUUCUACCAGGACAGAUGAGUUAUCAACCAGCUCCACCCCAUAACCAGCUCACAAGGGCUUCUUCGUCAACGCAACUACAUGCUGUUCAGCGAAGUCCUGCUCAGAACCGAGCUCAACCUGCUGUGCAAAAUUCUACUCAGCAGUUGGGACAGCGUCCUGGUAGUGGAUCUCAAACUUCCUCUCCUCCUAAAACUGCCGUGUCAUUAAGUUCACUUGAACCUGGAGAAGUGGAAUCACCUUUAGAAACAAGCAAAUCUAAGACUGCACUGGUUGGAAAGGGAAAAGGCAUUGCCCAAGGUAGUGGAAGGGGUUCUCAUAUUUAUGGUGGGGCACAGGUUAUUGCAGCCACUGGGAGCAUGGGUGUGAGUCAUGGAGAUCAAAACUUCCCUGGGACUCCAGCUUUUUUGCCAGUUAUGCAAUUUGGAGGCCAGCAUCCUGGUGGUAUUGGAGUUCCAGCUGUUGGAAUGGCAUUCCCUGGAUAUGUUGCUAACCCACAACUUGGUUUGGGAAACUCUGAAAUGACAUGGUUACCAGUUCUGGCCGGUGCAGGAGCUUUGGGGAGUACAUAUUGUCCACCAUAUAUUGCCGUUGAUGGUAAUUAUCAUCCUCGUCCAUCGGGACAGACAUCUUCAGGGGGUACUCCAAGCAAAGAAAAUAAUGCAAAUAAACCCAAUAAUGAAUGGAAGUCUUCACAAAAGUCUGAGAUUGUGAACGAUGAAUUUGGGCAGCGACAGAAUAAACCCCGCAGAUAUUCAGAGAUGAACUUUGGCCAGUGAAAUGCGUAAUUAGGAUGGAGCUCGUUUGAAUAAACAGAUAAAAGGCCUUCCUCUAGGCCCUUGGUGAUCUCCAGCUUUAUUCUGGAGCACUUUGGGCCGCAAUGUGUUCCAAGAUAUCUUAGUUAUAUAUGACAACGCCUGCUCAUGCUGCACUCAGUUUAAGAUCAAUAUUGCAGCUUGACGGGUGGCAGUUCCUCUUUUAAAUGUGCGGUUUUCUUGUGGCUUGGUUUUAAAACCGGAGCUUGUGAGAAAUGUAAACGGGGCUUCGCUAUGAACAAUAUGAAAAAAUAAAAAAAGAAAGUGAAAAAAAAGAAAAAAAAAAGUAACAAGAAUUAUUGUGCAGCAGCAGUUUGGACGCUGAAGAUUUUUCUUUUUGCAUAGAUGAUGCAUUGGUUUCUCUGUUCUUAUAAUGUUAAUUAUUAAAAUUUUCCUGGCUUGAGUGGACUUUCCUGAAUUAGGCAUUUUCUUGCUUAGUUGACUUUUACUUCUACUGAUUUGCUGGGAUAAUAUAUUGAAAGGCAAGAGGUUUUACGUGAUCUUGGAACUCUUUGGUGCAGUAAUUUGUAUUGCUGUAGUGAGUAAGUGGAUGUUCUAUGCAAACUCAUAUGAAUGAACUACUUUAUUUUUAUCUUUUUUUAUGGGGAAAUCCAAAGGCUUGGUUAUAAUUAUUAUUUCUA